This is a messenger RNA of Argentina anserina (silverweed cinquefoil), 549 nucleotides long. RefSeq lists its product as uncharacterized. The record is from RefSeq and is a predicted model, not a curated record. The transcript has a single exon. Lineage: Eukaryota; Viridiplantae; Streptophyta; Magnoliopsida; Rosales; Rosaceae. Bases 1 to 549 code for a protein of 182 amino acids.
AUGAGGACUAGUGCUAGCAAAGCAAAGAAGCAGCAGAAUUUGCUGAGGCGUUUUAUUUCUAUACCCUUCCGGACUUUAGCCAAGGCUAGGAACUUCUACGUGAGGGGUUUGAAAGACUGCGCCGGUAAGGUGGCUGGCGGCAGCGGUGUAGGCAGUUACGGUGCUUCACAGGUUCACUUACCUCGGAGCUUUAGUGUCAACUCUUCGGGAUCAUACGACGAGGACGAUGCGAGGCAGAUCACCAGAAAUGCAUCGGCGAAGAAGAACAACGUGGGAAAAGAGAACAAGAACGAUAAUAUCAUUAGGGCGGCAGCUGGUUCAGAAGUGAAUAGAAGUAGCAGUGUUAGAUCAGUUGUUGGUGUUAGACAAGGCGCGAAUAGUACGAACAAUGGGAGAGGGGUGAGAAGCUACAGCGUUGGGUUGAAAAUGGGGAGGAUUGAUGAGGAAAGGGCUUCUACGUUUGAGGAAGAUGAAGUCGACGUCAAGGAAGAUAUGUUUACAAGAAGCAGAGGCUAUGCUGUUAAUAAGAGAUAUGUUGGGUUUGUAUAG